This is a messenger RNA of Mytilus californianus (California mussel), 5037 nucleotides long. RefSeq names its product VWFA and cache domain-containing protein 1-like. Lineage: Eukaryota; Metazoa; Mollusca; Bivalvia; Mytilida; Mytilidae. The transcript is spliced from 24 exons. Gene Ontology annotation, molecular function: voltage-gated calcium channel activity. Bases 117 to 3713 code for a protein of 1198 amino acids. Gene Ontology annotation, cellular component: voltage-gated calcium channel complex. The record is from RefSeq and is a predicted model, not a curated record.
UGUUCAUCGCACUUGUCAAACAUCAUGGAAAUUCCAAAACAUUGGAAAAGAACGAUUAUUUAUUGCGACAUAACAACAGACAUAGUCAAUGAUAAAUUAGUCAGCUACAUAUAUACAUGAUGAAAAUAAGUGGUUUAUACCUAACCAAACAAUUGACUAUAUUAGUGUGCAUAAGUAGUGUAAGCCAUGCGGUAAAUGUUGAUGGAGGGAGCUUUUCACAGGUUCUUACAGACAUAGCCAAUAACGCUUUAGGAGUUAAUAAAGUACAGGAACAUUAUAGCAGGCUACGUUACACGAACUCUUUAUUGGAUGGGGAAGGACUAGUAACAGAGAUCUCGGCUUCCUUAAGUACCAAAUUUGAUGGGCCUAUUCAAGCUUUGAUGAGAAUCAAACAAGCCGUUGAAGAGGACAUAGACAGUUUUCCAAGCUUUACAUCAAUGCCCCAAUGCUGUCAUGCAACGGGACUUACUUACAGCAGUCAGUUCAGAACAAAGGUUAACAUGAACCAAGCCUGUGUCACAAUAUCAUCCUAUUCUUCGCCAGAACGGACAUUCCCGACAACUAAAAUACAAGAUGUGAUGAAAGAAAACCAUGAGCGUAAUCCAAACCUUAAAUGGCAGUACUUUGGGAAGGAGGAUGGAAUUUAUUUAAACUAUCCAUCCUUAAAGCUAAAUGAUUGUUCCAAUUACGAUCCAAGAUUCAGACCAUUUUAUGUUUCCACGGCAACCCCAGUUCAGAAGGAUGUAGUGGUUGUUAUUGAUAAAUCUGGAUCCAUGAAUUCCUUGCAUAAUUCUAAGACAUUACUACAGAUAGCCAAAGAAGCUGCCAUAUCAGUCCUGGAAACACUUAAUCCAAAUGACAGGUUUGGGGUAGUAGCUUUCAGCUCCUCUGCAAACAUACUAGGAUCUAGUAUAAUUGGCAGAGCGUGUCAUGGAACAGAAUUAGCAAAAGCCACACCCCUUAAUAUUAAAUUCAUGAAGAGUCAAGUUAGUAUAAUCAGAAGCGGCGGAUCUACUAAUUAUGAAGCAGCAAUGAAAGCAGCAUUCAAGUUGUUUGUGAACACGGUAGACAUAUCUGUCGAUAGAGGAAAAGUUAUUCUGUUUUUAACUGAUGGCGAAAAAACUGCUGGUGGAGAACCACUUGAAGUUAUAAAGGAAGAAAAUAAAAAGAUGAACAACUGCGUUGUGAUAUUGACAUAUGGUCUUGGACAACAAUUAAGUACAAAUGCCAUACAGAUGUUGAAAGAUAUGGCCGCUCAGACAAGAACUGAUGUUAGUUAUGGUGAAAUACAGAUCGGCGAAUUCAAGCACAUUAAUAAUCCUGACUUCCUCAGAUCUUCGAUGGCAUCAUAUUAUAAUCGUUUCAGUAGCAAUGAAGAAAUUCAGAACCCAAUCUUUUCUGUACCAUACCAGGAUUUGUUUGGGAUAGUAGAUGCGAAAAAUGUUGGUUUAGACUCGCUAAAGUUUAGAGUAAUAACCUUUCUUUUGUAUUAUUAUAAUUGUCUAUUUUUUAAUUACAAUGUAAUUAUAGGUUUAAUUUCUUCUAUAUGCCUGCCUGUCUAUAGACCUGGUGGGGAAUUGGUGGGCGUGGCAUGUUCUGAUGCGACUGUCAGUGACAUCAUGUCUGAUAUUUCAUACUUUAGACAAGGAGAGUUAUCAUAUGCAUUCGUCAUUGAUGGAACAGGGAGAACUCUCAUUCAUCCAUUGUUACCAUUGCCCGAUAGUGUGAAGGAUGACCCAAUUUAUGUAAACAUUGAACAUUUAGAACGAUCUACAUCAGCUACCAUGGUUAUAGAAUCAAUGAAAAUUGGAAACACAGGAAAUGAAACAUUUUAUUCGAAAAGGACAGUCCCCCGGGGUAACAUGCUGUAUGAGGGAAUUGAAACUGAAAAUGUCCUGUCACAUUAUUAUUGGAAACCAGUCAGCCAGAGUAAUUUUUCAGUGUGUAUUGUCGUUGGUGAUAACGAUAAACAGCCUAUACUAGACCCCCAGACUGUUACACAAGACAGUUUUGUUUAUCAUCGAUUGGACUAUACCACAGCAGAAGGGUCAAACUGCCGACAUUUUACACGGUUGGGUACAAAAGAUAAAUCUGUUGUUAUGUUGACUCCUGGUGCAUUCCUAGAGCCAUUCAAUUACCUAAAUGUAGAUGAAACUAAAGCAAUGAUUACCAAGUAUGAAGAUUUUUUAACAGGGAAAAAUGUCCUGAAUAAUCCAGGGUUAAAGGAAUCCAUAUUAAAUUCUGUUUCCUCGACUUAUCCUGCUGAAAAUAUCUGGAAGACUAGUGGAGAGUUAUCUGAAUUUGUUGUAUGGCGAUAUAUCGGUACAGCAGAUGGGGUGAUGAGACUGUAUCCUGGUGUUGAAUUACCUAAAAACUAUGACCACACAAGAAGGGCAUGGUAUAAAAGAACUUUAGCUCUAAAAGGAAAGGUUGUGUUGUCUGCUCCAUACCUCGAUCUUUGGGGAUCUGGGUACCUGAUAACACUAAGUAAAACUAUUACAGAAGGGAGUGGAAGUGGACCAGCAUCUGGUCAGACUGUAGCAGUGAUUGGGACAGAUUUUACAAUCAACUAUUUUUAUCAGAUGAUGCAGAACACUUACUCAGAUUGUCAAAAUACCCAACACUACAGUUGUUUUGUAUUAGACAGCAGUGGUUACAUUGUUAUACAUGAAGACUUUGCUAAUCCUGAUGCUACCUCACCCAAAAUAGAAAAUGUUCAUGUAAUUUACAAGGAAAGUGCAAUAGCUGAAGACCUAUUAAACAAUAAUAUGAUGAAUAAAGAAUCAUGCAUUGAUUUUGAAACUAUCAAGGAGCAGUUUACAUACAGGGUUGCAACAAAUGGUAAUGAUAGAAUGAAUUCAUAUGCUAAAUACAAGAUAGAUCCAGUUCCUAACAGUAAUAUAUUUAUGGUCAUAAGACAGAGAGUCCACACAGCUUCUACAAGGUGUUGCAGUAUUUACGGAAUAUCACCUGAUUCGCAUAAAUGCAACUCCAAAUCAUGUGACUGUUUGUGUUACAAAGAUGCAGAUUUUGAUUAUUGCAAAAAUACAUACACUUUGUUAGGUGAUGCUGCACAAACAUGUAGUCCUAGAGACCCAGAGCUCCAGACAGAAAAUCUGAAUGACGAACAAAAGAUUCAAAAUCUUCAAUUUUGCUUUGAUCCUAAAUGCUCCACAAGAACACAGAAAUCGGAUUGUUUUGGAGUGGCUGGAUGUAGUUGGUGUGUUAGGGAUUCCAAUGACCAGGAACUACAACAGCCGUAUUGUGCCUUACAGAGUAUCUGCUACUUUGGACAAGUUGGAUCUAAAGACCCAUAUGAUAAUUGUGUUGAAGAUAACUGUAACACUAAAGAAGAUGGAGGCCUAGAAGGUGAAGCGAUAGCUGGCAUUGUCAUCGGUGUAUUGGUGAUUGUCAUCAUUGCAUUUUGUGUCAUUAGACAUAUCACAGCCAAAUCCAGUAUAUCAUCUUCCAAUGAAAGGCCAAUUUGCCCAACUGAACCAACAGCUACACGACAGACAAAUGCUCAUGACUAUCCAGCAUUUAGAUCACAAAAUCAAAGUUCAUCAGAAAGACCCUAUUGUCAGUACACGGUUCCCAACGCUCCCUUAGAACAUCCUCCACCAUAUUCUGCAGUGGUUUCUAACGGAGGUCAGCCACAUCAUGGGUAUCCAAAUAAUUCCUAUUUGGGAAUCGAAAAAAGAUCAUAUAUGUAAUAAAUGAUAUGAUUUGUAUCACUGAACAUAAAUUAUUUAUCAAGUAAAUAUUUUUUAUUUGUAUGGACAAAUAUUGGAAUACUGUACACUUAUUGUCAUUUGAUUUUGGGUUAUGUAUUGUCGUUGGGUUAUAAGUACUUAUAUACGUGACACAUUAUUAUUCCUGAAAAGGAAUGUACACUUAUUCCACUGUUCACUUGCAGCUCUUGAGGAGUGAUCUGAUUAACAAAGGAAUCUCAGUUCAAUUAUACAAUUACAUGAUGCUCUGUAUUCUCAUUUGAUAUUGGUUUAGGGUGCAAUCAACAGUUUUUUUCUAUGACGUCAUAUUUUAAGGGACCAUGUCUAAGUGACCCUAAGUGGGGGAAUGGUUAAUAAAGAUACUUGUAUAAAACUAGAUAUCACUGGAAUCAGAAUUGUCUCUAGUUUAUAUUGAAAUAAAAAUAUAGUGUACUUUUAGUAUAGUAAAAAAGUUCUAUCCAGAGAAAAUGGGGAAAAGUUGCCUAAUCUGAACAUAAAAAACCUGAAAUCAGCUCAUGUGCAUACCCAUGUAAACAUGAUACAGGCACAUUUCCCAUAAUCAAAACUGUAUGAAAUUCAUAGGUUUUUACCUGCCCUUUAAUAACAAUCAUGUUUCAGGGUACGGUUUCCUGCUUCGAAAAGAGCUACAGUGGCUGCAAAUAAGUUUUCAAUUUUCACCGCCAAAAUAACAGGAUGUUUACAGUGUUGUCUUCCCUCAAAACUUGUAUAUUUAAUCUAAUUUUUAAAAUUAUUUUAAUCAUUUAACCUGUUUAAAUUGAAAGCUAAUUAACUAAUUUAUACAAUCAAAUACAAAAAACAUGAUACUUUUUCACCAAUUAUAUGAAUAAAAACGGAUUUCCCUCCAUGGUUAUUUUUAGUCGGGGAAUAACCCCUAGUUUUUUAUACGAAACUGUUUAUAGCACCCUUAGUUGUUAUAGUACCCUGCCCCCUCAGUCAAGGUCUAUUGGCUUUGAAACGAAUGCUUAGUUUAGUAUUAGUUUGUGAUUAGGUCAGUUAAUGGGGAACAAUUAGUGGUAGGUCAAUGAUAUUUGAUAUUCAGUUGUAUUACCAUUGGCACAUCUCAUUUUUAUGGAGAUUGUUUGGCCCUGUACCUUAGGUCAUGGUUCAUUGACUUUGAAUAUUUUGCAUAACUUACUUAGUUAAAAUAUUGCUAUUUUAAUUUCAAUAUUUUAAUUCUACUUUCAAAAUAUCAAAAAGGCGAGACAUAUUUCUGUGUUAAUAGUUUUAUUAUUUUAUUUGAAGACAAGUCAUUUAACUAUAUAUUGUUGUGAUGUAUAAAGUUAGA